Molecule: messenger RNA, 2865 nt
Organism: Zingiber officinale
Lineage: Eukaryota; Viridiplantae; Streptophyta; Magnoliopsida; Zingiberales; Zingiberaceae
Exons: 4
Coding region: 1167-2465 (432 amino acids)
Source: RefSeq, a predicted model, not a curated record
GGCUGCCUGGAAACUGACGAGGUCAAAUUAUCGUCGGAGAUACAUCGGGUCACUUUCUUCUCCUACACGUACGUACCCCAUGCUGGCAAGGAAAGAGGAGGUUGGGUCUGGGAAGGCGCAGGCAGUAGCCCGGGAGGCCAUCGAUGGCGUCGCCGCCGCAUCCACCGCCACCAUCACCACCGCGACCGGCCAUGUCAUGGCCGUUUCCGAAUUCGUCGCCCGCUUUGACGAGGCGGCGAGGAAACGGCUGAACCGGAUGAACGAGACGCUUAAGAAGUUAGAGACGCAAAUGGAAGCGAUGGAGGCGGAGAUUAGCAAAGCCAGUGAACUCUCCCAAUGGGAUUGACUACGAGAUCACAAUUUUCUUCUUCUUAUUAUUAAGAAGAAAGUACUCAUCGAAUUGGUCAGCGUCAGAGACUCAAUGGCAUCACCGCGGCGGCGGAUCCAUAUACUGAACCGUUCAUGCUUUGUUUUCAAAUGGAAUUGUUUAAGCAAAUAAUUGAAAUGAAUUCUCUAUUAUUAUUAUUAUUAUAUUUUUUUUCCAUGAUCUAAUUAUGCCAUCGUUUCGGUAAAAGGUCAUUCGAUCUUGCCACACGGCCGGCCCGCCGGACCACGUCUAUUUAGAAAAGUAAAUCAGAAUAUUGUCAUCGUAAACUUUAGUUAAAAUCCGAGGAGUUUGGCAACAUAAUGAAUGAUUUUAAUGAGCCUAGAUCACUUGCCCCAAACUUGUUGGAACAGCUAAGUACGUGGUCAUCGAAGGAGAAAAUAGAGCUGUCAUUCAUGGAAAGAAGAUGUGUUUUCCAAUUUAGUUUUAUUUAAUAAAUUGUAUCCAAUAUUAUAUUUCACUCAAUAUAUUUUGGAUUUGAAAGUAAAUUCACUAUUUGUAUUUGUUUAAUAUAUUUAUAAAUUAACUAUGAGGGUUAACAUUAAUUAUUUAAUUAAUCCUCUUUAGGGCCGGGCCGAUAAGCCCAAUAUAGCUCAAAAUAGCUGUUAAUUGAAAUUUCCAAACCCGGAAUAGAUCCGUUGGGGAAGUCUCGCGACACGGUCCUAUUCUUCCUCCUCUCCUGUCUUCGUCGUCGUCGCCUGAAAAAGAAGCGCUAGAUUGUCCUCGCUUCGAUCUGAUCGACUCGCUGGUGGAAGGAGCAGGGAGAGGCUGGUAGACAGAGAUGAUGAAGAGCAUUCGCGCGAAAUCGGCGCCGAGGAAACCUCUUGGGGACGUAUCAAACGGCGGGGGCAGCACCCUCCGGUCGCGCAAGAAGAGCAACGCUUCCAACGAAGCGAACGAACAUGAAGGUGCCGUCGAUCGCCUCCUCCUUACGCGCUCCGACCUAGCCAAUAUCGUCGCCCAGAUUGACGAUAUAAUUGUUCAAGUCAUUGAGAAUAAAGGAAAAGGCAUCAAGGCAAACCGAGAUCUUGAUUCCUUUAGGAAUUUGUUAUCAGAUAUGCAUUCAUCUCUGAAACCAUGGCUUCUGAGACUACAACAAUAUCUUGACACUACUUCAACAGCUACUAAAAAUCAGUUAACUCAAGCAAAAGAAACUAAACAUGUUACUUGUGCCAUGGAAGAUGGAGCUGCAGUCGAAAUCAAUAGAAAUGAACCUAAACCAGAACCUGAAUCUCAACAUGCUGUUUCACCUUCGCCGCUAGUCUGUUGGCGUGCUGGCACGUGUAUGGUUGAUUAUGGAAAACAACUAUUUAUGCUCACUCCGCUACCCAAAAACCGACUGUGCUCCUCGAAGUGCCCAGGGCCAUCCAAAUCUGCAGUAAAAAUGUUCACAGAUAAAGUACAUCCAAAUUCUCAUGAACUACCUCCACCAUCAUCUAUUCCUGCUAAUGUUCAACAUUAUCUCACGAGAGUGGAAGAAAAGCCUACAGCAAUAAGUCGUAUUGCAGAAAAGUCAGCACCAAUUGACUUAUCAGAGUCUUCUUCUUAUGGAGAAACAAAUGGUCUUCAGCUUUUAACUCCAUGCUUACCAAGGAGAUCUAGGUUUCUUAAUCCAAUUGUAGAGUCACAUCCUGAUGGAGUGAUUUCUGAGCUUGCUAAGAGCAACAAUGUCACUGAGUUUUCUAAUGACCUUGUUAAUGAGGAUUCAGACAAAUCCACUAUGGAGAACCCAGAUUCAUUUGGUGUGCAGCUUGUUUCUGGAUUUACUAAUAGAAGAAAAGAAAUGUGUGAAACACUUGAUUGGUUCUUAUCGCCCUUAAAGACUUGUAUAUUGCAGGAACCAUCAGAUGGAAAGCCACUUCCGACGACACCCAAUAAUCUGCUCUCGCUUUCCACCCCUUUCUGGAAGGAUUUGGAGAGUAGUCAAAAAGGGAAGUUACCUGGUGAAACCUCACUGAAGAGAGAGUUGUGGACCAAGUUCGAGGCUGCUUCCUCAAAUCAUCUACUUUUCAAUGUUUCCAUCUUUCAACAAACAGAAAAAGAAGAAUUUCUCAACAAGUUUGAUCAAGUUGCUGAAUGAUGACGCUGAAUCCAGCUACUAAAAGAAUUUUUGAUUCGUUCUCAGUCUUGAUUCGUAGCGGAUUAGGAAAAUACCAAAUGCAUUCAAUAAUGUCAAGAACAACCUUUGAACAUUAGUCAAUUCAUGACUAUGAGAAUUGGCUUUGUACAAGUUCUGAAGUCCUUAGAUAAGUUAGUGAUUUUUCAGCUGAUUAAUUAACUUUUCAGUGCCAUUGACAGACAUGAAUCACGAAUCAUUGUAUCAGUCUUAUACUGACUCGAAUGAUGCGAGUGAUUAUAACUCAAUUAAUAUGACAUCACAAGACCCUAGACCGAAGGCAACAUCUCUAAGCUUUUUGAUUAAAGCCAAGGGUAUAUUGUAUAAUCAUUUUUUUGUGUGGAUAUCAUUGUUAAAGCUUGAA